AUUCCUUGUCAUAGUGCGUGAAAACCUGUUUUACAACACGCACUUAGGGGUAGGUAUAGUGCUCUAGCCAUGUCCGUUACCGUCCCCCGCAGCUUUAGGCUGCUAGAGGAACUGGACCGUGGCGAGAAGGGCUUUGGCGAUGGGACUGUCUCAUAUGGGAUGGAAGACCCUGAAGAUAUUCACAUGAGGAACUGGACGGGGACGAUUAUUGGCCCGCCCAACACUGUUCACGAUGGACGCAUUUACUCGCUCAAGAUCCACUGCGAUUUGAACUACCCGGAGCAGCCUCCUAGGAUUUGGUUCAAGUCGCGCAUUAACCUGUCCUGCGUCGAUCAGCGGGAUGGCCGCGUCGACCCCAGCAAGUUCCUCAUUUUGGGCAACUGGAAGCGCGAGUAUACGCUGGAGCAGCUGCUAACGGAGAUUCGGCGGGAUAUGUCCUCGCCAACCAACCGCAAGCUGCCGCAGCCGCCCGAGGGAACGACUUACAUUUAAGGAGCGCACAUGAAGCAUACGGUGUCCAUCUUGUGUUGGAACAUUGGAUGUGGUCUACAGAUGGUUCAGGGCGUGGUAAGGGAGCUUCGGGUGCAACUAGGGCGCCUAGGGACUACGUGCAAAUGGGCGCGUGUUGAAGUCCCGGGAUGACGACUACCGUAACGCAUUCGCCCAUCCAUGUGCAUAGCGAGACACAAUAUGGUUGAGUGACUGAGCGUUAUUGAACGCGCUUGCGUGGGUUGCUGGCCUGGCUAUGCGGGCUAGGGGUGAAGGGACAAACCCGGCAGCGGUUUCGCACCUUGAACGACGCUGACUGGAGAUGUAUUGGACUUCAAGAUGUGGUGUGAAGCUGGUGCUGUGGAGAGAUGAGCGCGCAUGUGUAAAUAUAGCGUAGCAUCCGUCCCUGGAUCAAUCGUUAGCACUGCACGGGGGUUUCCCCGUGCGUUUGUCGCAAAUUUGUGGCUGUCCGUGUAUCUCCCCUUGCAUCACCUAUCUUGCCGACAGGGUUACACAGUAGUUUAGACGCUUACGAUCAUACUGAGGAGCACACGUAGUUACAUAGACAGCCAAGCUAAAUGUCGGCAUGCCAGGUGCAAGUGAUGCUCACGGACCCCACUUUUGGGCCUUUGAAUGCUGAGCAGUUUUUUAAUCUCCAUUAAGAUC
Messenger RNA from Volvox carteri f. nagariensis, 1155 nucleotides. RefSeq lists its product as uncharacterized. Lineage: Eukaryota; Viridiplantae; Chlorophyta; Chlorophyceae; Chlamydomonadales; Volvocaceae. Gene Ontology annotation, cellular component: nucleus. The transcript has a single exon. Gene Ontology annotation, biological process: protein K63-linked ubiquitination; DNA damage tolerance. Bases 70 to 492 code for a protein of 140 amino acids. The record is from RefSeq and is a predicted model, not a curated record.